This is a messenger RNA of Andrographis paniculata, 3531 nucleotides long. RefSeq lists its product as uncharacterized. Bases 725 to 2971 code for a protein of 748 amino acids. The transcript is spliced from 2 exons. The record is from RefSeq and is a predicted model, not a curated record. NCBI's taxonomy places the organism in Eukaryota, Viridiplantae, Streptophyta, Magnoliopsida, Lamiales, Acanthaceae.
CCACAGCGCCGCUGCAACAGGUUCUUUCCCUAUCUCUUCUCUUCCUCCCUCAUUCUUUCCUUUCAUCCUUCCUUUUUUACCUCCUUCUUCUUCUUCUUCUUCUUCGUUUUCACCCACCUGCUGCUCCGCUCCGGUGACGGAGAAUUAAUCGGCGGUCGAACCGCAAACCCGACGGUUUACGGUUUGGAGAGGAGAAAUGAGGAACUGUUCAAAACCGGUUCGGUUCUAUUCCACCGGAACCACCGGUUUGAACCGGAGGACCGGAGUUUGGAACCGCCGGUUCGAAACCGACUGGAAGUAGUCGAAGACAAAGGGCUGCCCGAAUUGUGCCUUUUUUAAGUGUUUUUAUAGCAGCGGCACCUUUUAUUUUUUAUUUUUUAUUUUCUUUAUUUUUAUCGGUGAAAAAAAUUAAGGUGCAAUUGCUAAGUCGGAGGCGGGGGAUUUUGGGUUUUCUCAGCGAGGGAUUUCGAAUUUUGUUGGGAAUUUGGGGCGAAGUGGAUUUUGCAAUCGAUGAAGUUCCUGGCUUCAAUUUGGUAGACGAGCCACACAAUCCUGUUGCACGCAUAGGAUCAAAACCUUUUGAUUUGUAUACCUGAAUGUUAUGCCAUGAAUUCGACUGAUGGGAUGGAGUUUUGAGUGAUUCUCUGAUUGCAAGUUUGCAGUGAGUUGGAUGUUUAUGUUGCCUCAAUAUUGAUUUGAAAUAGUGUGAAGUGGUUUUGUGUGGAUGGAGUGUAACAGAGAUGAGGGGUUGAGAGCAAAAGAAAUUGCUGAAAGAAAAUUUCUAGCAAAGGACAUCAAGGGGGCGAGGAAAUUUGCUCUCAAGGCGCAGAAUUUGUAUCCCGAGCUAGAGGGUAUUUCUCAAAUGGUGGCGACUUUUGAUGUGUAUAUGUGUGCUGAAGAGGAUAAACCAAAUGGAGAAUCAAAUUGGUACGGUGUGCUCGGUGUGACUCCUUUAGCAGAUGAGGAGACUAUAAGGAAACAAUACAGGAAACUGGCUCUCCUGCUCCAUCCUGAUAAAAAUAGAUCUGUUGGGGCUGAAGGGGCAUUUAAACUCGUCUCGCAAGCAUGGAGUUUACUGUCUGAUAAGUCCAAGAGAAUAGCGUACGACAAGAGAUGUACAAAGAAGAAUAAGGCGAAGACUGGGGCUCCUUCUCAACAGCCACAACCGUCAGCACAGAGUGGAUUCUAUGAUUUUGCAAACUCUGCAGCUUCACACAUGAAGACUACGAAGAGUAGUAGUAAGAAGAAUUCUUCCUCUGGUGCCCAUUCGUUGCGUAGGAAGGAGCGAAGUACUUUCUGGACGGUAUGUCAUUGGUGCAAGAUGCAAUAUGAAUACCUCAGAGUGUAUCUUAAUCACAAUCUUCUCUGCCCUAAUUGCAAGGAGGCCUACUUUGCUAUUGAAAUUAAUCCUCCAUCAACUAAAGGUACAAAGGUAUCAACCGAGUUGAAAAAUUCUCAGCAAUGGAAGAAUUUGAGCAAGGGAUUUGAUGCUAAGAGAAACACGGCUGCUCAACAAGGAACUUCUGGGGUGAGUCAUUCCAAUGGGUCCAAUGCUAAUGACUUCCAGUGGGUUCCUUUCUCCGAAUCAAAUGGCACCAGAUCUGCUGCUCAAGCUGCAAAUAUGGUUCAGCAGGCGUAUGAGAAAAUUAAGCGAGAAAGGAUUAAAGCACAUGCUGCUGCGAAAAAAGAGGCAGCAUUACAAAAGAAAACUCACGGAUACAAAAGACCACAGGGUGCAGAAUCAUCGGGGCAGUGCAAUGUUGCCAAGAAAAGAAGAGGGAUUGAUGAUUGUGGAACGAACAAAGAGUCCGUGAGUCAGGUGAACUGUAAAAGUGGAACUCAUCACUCUGAUCUUAAACAUGAUCGCCUGCAGAAGUGUACGAGCAUGCAUGAUGGUGUAUGUCAUGUUGAUUUUAAACAGUUGUUAAUGGUUAAAGCUUGUGAUGAAAUAUUUAAGAAUCUGAAUGAUAGCACUUCAACUACUGUAAAAAAGAACGAAGCUUCUGAGAAGGUAUGUAAAAAUAUCAAAGAAAAUGAAAUGGUAGAUGUGAAAGAUGGAAGUACUGAGCAUGGUCCUCCGAGUAAGCUUGAUGAUGGGUCUUCAGGCUGUUGGCGAGACACAAAGGGGGUCACAGAAAUGCCAGUAAAUGUCUUAGGUAGUGAUUUCUACAACUUCGAUAAGGACAGGACAGAAGAAUGUAUCAGGGACAACGAUGUCUGGGCUGUAUAUGAUGGUGAUGAUGGGAUGCCGCGACUCUACGCCUUGAUUCACAAUGUAAUAUCUCUGCAUCCCUUUAAAGUGAAGAUGAGUUGGCUUCAUUCUCUAACACACUCCGGGCUGGGACAUGUAAAUUGGUUCUUAAAUGGUUUUUCAAAGACAUGCGGGGAAUUUGGAAUUGGCAGGCCUGAAAUAUUUGACUCGGUGGACUCAUUCUCACACCGUGUUAGAUGUACGAAACGCACCUCGAAGACCUUUCAAAUAUUUCCAAAGAAAGGGGAUGUCUGGGCUUUGUACCGAAAUUGGUCGCCUGAGUGGAAUGAACUCACCGAAGAUGAAGCAAUACAUGAAUACGACUUUGUUGAAGUACUGGAAGACUACGACGAAGAGUUGGGGGUAAUCGUAGUUCCCCUGGUUAAAGUUGCUGGCUUCAAAGCAGUUUUUCAUCAACACAUGGAUUCAUCGGAAAUAAAAAGAAUUCCAAAUCAAGAACUAUCCCGCUUCUCCCAUCAGGUGCCAUCCCGCCUCCUCACUGAUCAAGACCGACUGAGAUCUGCCAGGGGUUAUCGUGAGCUAGAUUCGGCAGCCAUUCCUCCAGAAAUCCUUCAAGCAAUGUCAGACGUCAAAGGAAUUGAAUUCACGGAGUCUGAUGAUGAUGAUGGUGUUGAGUUUGUGAAAGCAGUUGAUGGCAAUGGAAACACCACCACCGAACAGGCCGGAGUUUCUGAGUCAGGAGAAGUGGAAAAAAAUUAACUUUAAGAUGAAUUCAGGAAGGCGUGUUGACGGUAAAAAUUUUGUCCGGAGAUGGAUCAAGAACAUAUACGAGGAUGACAGAAAGGAUGAACAGGCACCCGAAGAAUGAUUUAAAACGGUCCAUCCAGAAGUUCUCUUCUUGUGGCAUCGGCGUGGAAGCGAACAGAAUACUGAUCUCGCCAUUCUGCCCUCGCACCAUCGGAUAAAAGCUAGCUAGCGAUCUUCGGCCGCCACCAGAGACUACACAGUUAUUCAGGUUAGUGAACAGCCUUUUGAUUUAACUAAUAUAACAUAUACUGCCUGCCUGUAUUUUACUGUCUUUGUAUCAAGUCAACAACAACAACAACAUUGCUUGAACUUGUAUCUCCUCUGAUUAUCAUAUGUUCGAAAUGUUUUGUCGUUGCCACCGAUCUUCUCCGAAGAUUAGGGUGACGACAUCUGUGUUGUUUUGUUUAUCUCUGUGUCUUUGGAUUUGAUCUAUUUGUGUUCCUUUUGUCCUGUUUUUACUGAAACAAGAAUGGGGAUAGGAUUAAAUGCAUUUGUUGGCAUGUUGUUGAUUA